AUGUCCUUUUCCAACGCAGGCGAUUAUGAGCAUGGAGAGGCUGCAACUGUCAGUGGUGGAACAGUUGCGAUGGAAGAUCAUUUAUUGGAUGUCCCUUUGCGGAGUUCAGAAGGCGUUAAUGACGAGUAUGAGCUUUUAGACCUCUCUAUCUGCCACAGGGAGUCGGAAGAAGAAGAUGGUGAUGAUGAUGCUGAAUAUAUGGACAUCCCUGUGGUUGAUGAGGAUGAUGGAUGGCCUUUGGAACAGCAACAGGAGGAACAGGUUUUGGAAGAAGAAGAAGAAGAAGAAGAAGAAGAAGAAGAAGAAGAAGAAGAAGAGGUGCCGGUAGAGUUUAUCGAAGAUGAAGAAAUGGACUCUGGGCCGUUGCUUUCGAGAAGAGUAUUACAGAAUAGCCUCGCAAGAGCAGGGGGGUGGGUGCGCGAUGAGGAUACACCCGAGGUGCUUGCUCGAUUACGGUGGUCCGAUAUGGAAUAUGUGUGCUUAGUGAUGACCCACACUCCUUUUGAGCCACGACAGGUUAAGGCAGCAACCUUCCCAAGGAUAAAUGGCCAAGUCUCGAUUUACCGGUCGGCAAGGCGUCUAUACAACUGGGACGGGAUGAUGAGCGCUGCACUCUGCGGAGAGGCGGAAGCCGCAAACCUGCAGUGGGCUAUCGAGGCUCGAGAGUGGCUACAAGGGAACAACCCUGUGUACCAGAAUGCUUCGGGUUUACCUCAACCAGUAGCCACAGCUCGACUUUUGGAGGAUCCAGCCGUACGAGCCCAUGCAAACAGGGAGUUCCCAGUGACGGUAGUCCAGCGUACCGAUCCUGGGCCUCGGGCAGCGGAUGUGGAGAUGACGGGCCUGCGUGUCGGGAUCAAUGUAGAUGAAGACAAUGAAGCUGUAAAGUUCUCGAACAGGGAUUUGCUCGUCAUGCUAUUCCCAGAGCUUUUCCCAUAUGGACACGGCCACUUUUCCUUAUGGCACUACAAGGUCUCUCUCCGGGUGCCAGAUGAACAGGGGGAAGAACACUACAGCAUUAAGGCCUACGCUAAAUACAGGAUGUUGCACUUCGAUCCUCAUUUUGCCAGAAAUGCGAGGUUCAUCUGCUUUAUUGCCGACUGGAUUACCAAGGAUUGCGCGUACGGCUACCGCCUCCGUACAACAACUUCAACAAGGCAAGGAGGGCGAAGGACAAGUCGUGAGGAUGUUUACGCUGGUAUGAAGGAAAAAAAAAAUAAAAAAAAACAUCGUCUCAAUUGA
Messenger RNA from Lobosporangium transversale, 1242 nucleotides. RefSeq lists its product as hypothetical. The transcript is spliced from 2 exons. The record is from RefSeq and is a predicted model, not a curated record. Lineage: Eukaryota; Fungi; Mortierellomycota; Mortierellomycetes; Mortierellales; Mortierellaceae. Bases 1 to 1242 code for a protein of 413 amino acids.